AUGGAGAAGUGGUGGUACACGGUGGCGGUGGUUAUGGCCGAAGGUGGACGGGCUGGGCCGAGCGGAGAUGGUGGAGCGCGGUGGAGGAGGGGGCCGAGAGGGUGGAGGAGGGACGGAGGAGGUGGUGCGGCGGAGGGAUGGCAGAAAGGGGACGGUGGGUCGGAGCUCUCUCUCUCUGGACGAAACAGGAGAGGAUGGGGAGAUGAAGAAAAGAAAAAGAAAAGUGGAGUGGGAGGUGGAGUGUUGAAGUUGUUGGAUGGGAAAGGAGGCAGGCAUGGUGAUGGUGGGGAAGGGGGGCUGCCGAAUCUGGCAGAGGGAGAGGGUGGUGGAGUAUUGGUUUGGGUUGGGAAAAAAUGA
Rhododendron vialii is the source of this 357-nucleotide messenger RNA. RefSeq lists its product as uncharacterized. The record is from RefSeq and is a predicted model, not a curated record. Lineage: Eukaryota; Viridiplantae; Streptophyta; Magnoliopsida; Ericales; Ericaceae. Bases 1 to 357 code for a protein of 118 amino acids. The transcript has 2 exons.